CAGGGCUGUCACUGAUUUGUUCACAACACAGGCAGCUGUAAUAUGAAAUAAUGAGCUGAUUAUAAACUCAGGUAAAGCGAGAGCAGGUUUGGAGCUGGAGGAAGUCGGCUGCUUUUUCAGACAUGUGGGUUUUCGGUUACGGAUCACUUAUUUGGAAAGUUGACUUUCCUUUCGAGGAGAAACGAGUCGGUUUCAUUAAAGGUUUCAGUCGCCGGUUCUGGCAGGGAAGCACUGAUCACCGUGGGGUCCCUGGGAAGCCUGGACGUGUUGUGACGUUAAUUGAAGAUCCAGAGGGCUGUGUUUGGGGUGUUGCUUACAAACUUCCAUCAGGCAGAGAGAAUGAGGUGAAGGAGUAUCUGGACUACAGAGAGAAAGGUGGAUACAGAGUGAUGAAAGUUACAUUUUAUCCUAAAGAAGAGGAACAUGAGCCCAUCCAUGACACACUACUCUACGUUGGAUCCUGUGACAACCCAAACUACCUUGGACCAGCACCUCUGGAACUGAUCGCACAGCAGAUUGUAGGGUCAGUUGGACCCAGUGGAAAAAACACAGAGUAUUUAUUUGAGCUGGCUGAUGCACUCAGGGAGCUGAUACCUGAAGACACAGAUGAUCACCUGUUCUCCUUGGAGCGCUUGGUCAAGGAACGUCUACAGGAAACUGCAGUGAUGCACCCUCGUAAUGAUCACUAAAUUAGAUGUUUGUUUUCACGUGUGAGGGACAUCCCUCUGAGGGAUGAGGGACAUCCCUCUGGUUACUGAAGAUGUUUACAUUUGAGUUAUCACCUCAACGAGGCCACAUUCCAUUUUCAGUUAUUGACUACAUGCACACAUACUCAGCUAAAGUUCCCAUCUUUCUAGCAUGUACAAAGUUAACGGCUGAAACAGGGGCCUUUUGUUCUUUCUCCCAAAUCUGACACAGAAUUUACUGUAAAUGCACAUAAUUAUGUAAAAUCAUAUUUUAAAUUUCCACAACACAACAUACAUGGGUAGCUCAUAUAUAAUCACUAAUGUAAUUGCAGGUUAUUAAAAUCUCAGGUUUUAUUUAAUUUUUGUUUCUCUAUUAUAUCAUCAAAUAAUUUAAGUGGGUAUGGAUUUUGUUUAUAUUCAUGCAACAACAAAAAUUCCCUGAAAAUGGGAAAAUUAUAAACAAGUGUAAGUUAUUCUGAUAAUGACCAUUGGUCUCUUAUAAUAAAACAUUUAGAACAGCAUGUAAUUGGCCAUUUAAUCUAUUCAAAGCUUGCAAGAACAAUAUCUAGAUUAUGAUCUCUGCUGUAGGAAAGACCCGUAAUAUUUAGCACAGAACAGAACAUUUAAAGUGGUAAAACUGGGUAAGGCUUCAAUGGGAAAUGAGACACAAAAUAACCAACCAAAGAACAGCUUUUUUUUUUUUUUUUAAAAACAUUUAUUGGCAUAUUCUUAGUUAAAACAAGCAAUCAGUACACCUAAAAAAA
Tachysurus vachellii is the source of this 1450-nucleotide messenger RNA. It is a transcript of the gene chac2, whose product is annotated as ChaC, cation transport regulator homolog 2 (E. coli). The transcript has 3 exons. Gene Ontology annotation, biological process: glutathione catabolic process. NCBI's taxonomy places the organism in Eukaryota, Metazoa, Chordata, Actinopteri, Siluriformes, Bagridae. Gene Ontology annotation, molecular function: gamma-glutamylcyclotransferase activity; glutathione specific gamma-glutamylcyclotransferase activity. The record is from RefSeq and is a predicted model, not a curated record. Gene Ontology annotation, cellular component: cytoplasm. The coding region runs from base 123 to 689 and encodes 188 amino acids.